GGCAAGUUUUAAAUGAGAGACGUGUCCGUCAGUCAGCCAAAAGUCAAUUUUCAUAAAAUCGAAUUGCUGGAACUGAUGUAUGAAAAUAUAAUAGUUGCAAUAAUUUAGAAUAGUUAACAAUAUAAACGCAAGUCAAAAUGCCGGCCACCGCCGUUGCGACGCCGGGCAAUGGCCACAACAAGGGAAUAUUUCAUAAUACUACCGGCUUCAGUACACUCAUCACUGUUACAGUUUUGUCCCUCGCUUGGCUGGCCGGUUUUGCGUCCCGUUUAUUUGCUGUAAUUCGAUUUGAAAGUAUAAUCCACGAAUUCGACCCAUGGUUCAACUAUCGGUCCACAGCAUACAUGGUCCAGCAUGGUUUCUACAACUUCUUGAAUUGGUUUGACGAGCGAGCAUGGUACCCACUCGGCCGUAUAGUCGGUGGUACUGUGUACCCUGGUCUCAUGUUGACAUCGGGCACCAUUCAUUGGAUUCUACACGCACUAAAUAUUCCUAUACACAUAAGAGAUAUAUGUGUCUUUCUAGCUCCGGUGUUCAGUGGUCUAACAGCUAUAGCAACAUACCUUUUAACAUCAGAGUUGUGGUCAAGAGGUGCUGGCCUUUUUGCUGCAUGUUUCAUAGCAAUUGUACCAGGCUACAGUAGCCGUUCUGUAGCAGGAAGCUAUGAUAAUGAGGGUAUAGCUAUAUUUGCUCUCCAAUUUACUUACUACUUGUGGUUAAAGAGUGUCAAGAGUGGAUCUGUAUUCUGGUCUAUAUGCACAGCACUUUCAUACUUUUACAUGGUGUCAGCAUGGGGUGGUUACGUAUUUAUUAUAAACUUGAUCCCAUUACAUGUGUUUGUACUGCUCAUCAUGGGGCGGUUCUCGCAGCGUUUGUUUGUGAGUUACACAGUCUUCUACAUAGUGGGAUUACUGUUGUCUAUGCAGAUACCAUUUGUCGGAUUUCAACCAAUUCGAACUAGUGAACACAUGGCUGCUUCAGGGGUGUUUGCUCUUCUUAUGGCCAUUGGUGCCCUAAAGUACUUGCACAGUUUAAAUCCUAAGGGGCAAUGGAAGCAGCUGCUGAUUGUUGGAGGAUUGUUGGCAGCUGCAGCUGUGUUCAUAGCUGUAGUUUUGCUUACUUAUAUGGGAGUCAUCGCCCCUUGGAGUGGACGAUUCUACUCUCUAUGGGAUACAGCGUACGCCAAAAUUCACAUUCCUAUCAUCGCGUCAGUGUCGGAACAUCAACCGACGACAUGGUCUUCCUUCUUCUUUGACCUUCAUGUGUUGGUGUGUACAUUCCCGGUGGGUCUGUGGUACUGCAUUAAAAACGUCAAUGAUGAGAGAGUGUUUGUGGCAUUAUACGCGUUGAGCGCAGUAUACUUCGCGGGUGUGAUGGUGCGUCUAAUGUUGACUCUCACACCGGUUGUAUGCGUAUUGUCCGGGAUUGCAUUCUCGAUACUAUUAGACUUGGUGCUUCGUGAAGAUGAGAUCCCGGCACCUUCUGUGGAGACGGAGGAAUCCAAAAACUUGUAUGAUAAGGCUGGUAAAGUAAAGAAGCGUACACACGAAGCGGCUCCAGCGGCAGACGCGGGUCUCGGUAUGAACGUGCGCUCGGGCACUUUAAUAGCGUUCAUGAUCUUACUUAUGCUGUUUUCUGUACACUGUACGUGGGCCACGUCGAACGCGUAUUCUAGUCCUAGCAUUGUGCUAGCCAGCUACGGAAACGAUGGAUCUCGUCGUAUUUUGGACGAUUUUAGAGAAGCUUACGGAUGGCUCUCACAAAAUACUGCUGAUGAUGCAAGAAUCAUGUCCUGGUGGGAUUAUGGCUACCAAAUAGCGGGAAUGGGCAACCGAACAACCCUAGUGGACAACAAUACUUGGAACAACUCUCACAUAGCGUUAGUCGGCAAAGCUAUGGCUAGCAACGAGAGUGCAGCAUACGAGAUAAUGACGAUGUUGGAUGUGGACUACGUUUUGGUUAUAUUCGGGGGAGCCAUUGGUUAUUCGGGGGAUGACAUCAACAAGUUUAUAUGGAUGGUGCGGAUCGCGGAGGGAGAACAUCCUAAGGACAUUCAUGAAGCAGACUACUUCACGGAGAGAGGAGAGUAUAGAGUAGAUUCGGAAGCGUCGAAGACUAUGUUGAAUUGUUUGAUGUACAAAUUAUCAUACUAUCGAUAUGACAGUGGCGGCAGUCCGCCAGGCUACGACCGCACCCGGGGCGCGUUGCCAGGCAAUCGCGGCUUCAAGCUCACAUAUCUGGAGGAGGCCUACACCACAGAGCACUGGCUCGUCAGGAUAUACAGGGUGAAGAAACCAGAUGAGUUCAACCGCCCUCGAUUGCCCCUAGCGAAGAGAUCAAUAUCAACUGCCAGUACGAUGUCUAAAAAGCUACCUGUUGAGAACGGACAAGUGACAUCGAAGAGAAGAAAAGGAUUGCUCAAGAACAAGCCGACGGUGGUCAAAGGCAAGAAAGUAAGACUAGAGUGACGACCUAUGAACGCGCACUCCCGCCUAAUAAGGUAACCUCCCCAUAUCAGUGGUAAUUUUGCAACGGGUUUGUGGCGUAACAAGAAAAAAAAAAUAUAACUAAACGACGUUUCUUUUCAAUCUGUACAAACAAACCAACACCAAUGUCCAAUUGUUUUUAAAGUAUUUCGAAAUAAAUAAAAGUAAAUUUAAAUGUACGUUAGUAUAUAUUUUCG
Chilo suppressalis (striped riceborer) is the source of this 2683-nucleotide messenger RNA. Lineage: Eukaryota; Metazoa; Arthropoda; Insecta; Lepidoptera; Crambidae. The record is from the annotation of a GenBank genome assembly.